AUCGACUCCAGUAGAUGCUCAAACCUGACGGUUAUGAGUGCUUCGAUAAAUACUCAUUUAAACAAAAUUCGAAACAGAUUCAACUAAUAAGGAUUUCAUUCAGCCAAUUUAAGUUGUCUCCACAUCAAGGGAUUUAUUUUAUCAUUGUACUCAGUCGAGAAGUUAUCCCACUACAGACAUAGGCGGGAAUUUGGCUUCUCAAGGUUAGGGACGGUCAAACCAGGUGUCCCUCGAAGUCUGUAUUAGUGUCUCCUACUGUUUUCUGGUCGACACUUUGACAUUUACAUAUCAAUAUUAUUAACCAAUCACUAGCAUUCAAAAAAAGAAAACGCCUAUUAUCUCCAUCACAUAUAUAAUGCCUAUUCCAGCAUUGAAUAAUGCAUUUCUAAAAGAUUAUAAAAGUUUCAAAGUGCGCAGAUUACAAAAUAGUCAUGUUAUCAUUGAUGGAGAAGAUUUUAGUAAAUAUUUUUAUGAAAAUGAAAAGUUAUCUAUCACUUAUGGUGGAGAAUAUUUAUCUUAUGCUGUACAGUUAAAACAAUUUCUUCGUGAAAUUAAACAAUGUGAAAUUCAUCCUAUGUUUAUUUUUGGAUCCGAUUGUGAAAGAGUUGGUUUUCAACUUUCCAGUCAACUUCAAACUAUAGACUAUUUAAUAAAAUCAUCGUCUUCUUCAAAAGAUACUAAAAUACAUAAAAUCUCCGUACGACCUUAUCUUGGUUUCCUUCAAAGUGUUUUAGUCGAUAUACUAAAUGAUAUGGAGGUGAAACUAUUAAAAUCUCCCUAUCCUCGUAUACGUAGUUGUAUCUCACUAGCUACGCAUUUAAAUUAUCCUAUUCUCGGAAGUUCACCGGAAUAUUUUCUUGUCAAUUAUCAUCAAAGUAACUCGCAUACAUCAUCCUACUUUAUCCCAUUGUCACUUAUUUAUCGACAAAGUUAUGAAACUGACAAUAAUUCCACUUCUUGUAAUAAUGAACAACAGCACGAGCAACCACCACCAUCAGCAGCAGCAGCAGCAACCGCGGCCGCACCAGCACUGGUAAAAGAUUCAUCAAAUUCUUAUCUAAUAACGCAUGCAUUUCAACCAUCCACAUCGCCCGUAUCACGUGUUCAUACAGUUUGUCGACCGUUUAUUGGUUUAAUUCUAGGAAGUGAUACAUUACCGAAGACAAAAUUGCCUAUCUAUCUUUAUCCUAUUAUGAAUAGUAUAGAUGAGAAAGAUAGUAAAACUCGACGUUUAUCCACGCUGAUCUCAUGGUUUUCACAAUUUACAACUAAUCCAAAAUCACCGAUAAAUGAACUUGUAAAAACUUAUCCAUUACAAGAAAAAGGUAAAAUUUUAAAAAUAUUUACAGAAGUAAUGACAACUUAUAUACCUGAUGAACAAUUGGCUAAGAAUUUAGCCUUAUUAAUUAAUCAAUCUAAUAGUAUUACCAUUAGUGAAAGUCAGUUAGACCAGCUUAAUUUUAUUAGUCAUUCUAAAGAGCCUAAUACUGAUAAAGAAUUAGAAUUAUGGGAGAAACGUUUCAAUGAUUUGUUAAAAAUCAAUUCUAAUGAUGAUGGUGGUGAUGUUCAUGGUAAAUCUACUAUAAUUCUAGGCACUAUCAAUUUUAUCCAUGCAUGGCCAGACAGUUUAUUCCAGUUAUACAUGAGGCAUAAACUUGCACCAUUGAUUCUUACUCCAAUCUAUUGUGACGGGGGUGUUGUCUUCCCUUUACCAUUGAGAGAAAGUUCACAGAUUGAAUCAUCAUCAUCACUGUCACCAUCAUCUGUGUAUGAAAUCGCCUUACCAUUAAGAUGGAUGCAUUAUCGUAUAUUUUGUGGUCUUGAACAUCAGUUAGCCCAACGCCAAAAAUUGAUCGGAUUAACUGGUGCUGCCUCAUCAUCACAAUUAUUAGAGCAUUUUUGUCUCAAUGGUAAAACUUUAACCACUUUUCGUAUACAAAUUGAUCCAUUGAUUUUAAAUGUGAAUAAAGAUACUACAGAUCAGUUGAUAGCUAGUCUGCUAGGCAUCUCUUUUACACACUUCAAUACAGAAUUCCAAUGGAAGAUAAGUUUGGCGCUUACCUUAGCCUAUUGGUUUCGUGAAAGUGCUAAGAAUAAUAAAGCGUCAACUGGCACAAUUGAAUACAGUGAUAUUAGUCAAUCAUCGGUUGUUCUGAGUAUAGCAGCUAUUGCUGUCUGUAAUUAUUUUAAUGUCGAAGAAUCUGAUGAAGAAACUGUUCAGCAUUAUGGUGUAUUGAUAAGCUUUUUAAAAAAUAAACUCAAUAAUACUAAUGAAACUGAACAAUCAUCAUCAACAUCAUCAAUCAAUACAUCGUUUGUUCAUCAUUUGACUGCUAUUCAUUAUAUUUAUAUUUAUUUAAGAUCAUUAACAAAUCUACUUGAUCAAUUACUUCCAUCCGAUAAACAACAAUCUACCACCACUUGCCUUACUUUUCUGCCUAACUGGAUAAUUUUUCCCUCCGGUUGUUUAUUUUAUAAUCUUGUGAAUGAUUUCGAAACAUUGAAACCAGAGCAUAGAUUUCGUUUAGCAUCACGUUAUUGGCUGCCGAGAAUUUAUCGAAUCCCGAAAUUAUCGCCUGAAUAUGCAUUAAAGUUAAAAAAGUUAACUGAAACAUUUGAGCAUGUUAUUCAGAUAACAAAAGAAAUGAUAGGUUUAUCAACAACUGUACCAAUGAUUAAAUAUACAAAAGAACCGACUGUUAUACCCCCUACUGAUUUAUCAACUACUGCUACGUCGUCAGGUGGUGGUAGUGGUGGGGCAGGAGCACCAGGAGGAGGAGGAGGAGGGAGAAAACCUCUAGGCGGAGGCGGUGGCAGCAGACGCCGCAGAGGUACACCUUCAAUUAAAAGUACAUCUACUACGAAUAGUAAUCCGAAUACAAAGCUUCAGCAUAAACCACCAGCUUCACUAUUUUCAGACAUACCUGCUCCUUCGUAUCCUUAUCUUGCUAGUGGAGUAGGAGGAGGAGAACCUUUUUUCGUUAAAACACCAUUUGGUGAAUCAUCAAAUCGAUAUAAUGACAACAACGACAGUGCCUAUCAUCAAACUAGUCAAUCAUUAACAAAUUUAUCUAAAAAACAAUCAUCUAAACGAGUACCGUAUCAUUUACGGUCUACAGGUUAUGCAGCUCGACUACGUGCUCGUCUUGAAGACGGAACAAAUUGAACACAGAAUUCACUGAUUACAUAUUUUUUAAACUAUAAAUCAUUAUUAUUAUUUUUUUUUCGUUUGCGAAUUUGUUAUACUUUGGCAUUUUGUUAAAAAGUUUUGACUGUUUAAAAAAAAAUUAAAUUUCUGUUAUCAUCAUAA
Messenger RNA from Trichobilharzia regenti, 3310 nucleotides. The record is from the annotation of a GenBank genome assembly. NCBI's taxonomy places the organism in Eukaryota, Metazoa, Platyhelminthes, Trematoda, Strigeidida, Schistosomatidae.